Molecule: messenger RNA, 5093 nt
Organism: Chilo suppressalis (striped riceborer)
Lineage: Eukaryota; Metazoa; Arthropoda; Insecta; Lepidoptera; Crambidae
Source: the annotation of a GenBank genome assembly
GUUAUAUGAGGAUUCCAUUGCAAACGUGAAUCUAAGGUUAUUCCUAAAAAUACUGUUGAGUCAACACAUUGUAUUAUUUAUUCGUUGAUUUUAAUAGUUGUACUUUUAAAUAAUUUUAUUAGGAAAACACGAUUAUGCGUUUAGUUUUAUAAAAUAAGGAUAGUAUUAUUUAAUUAAUAUUACCUAUUAUUUUUGAGGGUUUUUUCUCAAUUUUUUCAUAAACAGAUUUUUGGUUCGGGUUUCGAAAACAGAAACAUCUUUAUUAUUUGGCAACCAGUUUCGAAAAAAGAAAUACAUUUCUGUUUUCGAAACUGGUUGCAUAAAAAGAAUCAUAAUGAUUUUCUCGAAACUGGUUUUGAAAACGGCCGAAGGGAAAAUUAAGUCUGAGAAUCGGAUGUAAUCUAUUUUUCAUCCCCCUAAAUGUUAAGUCAAAGUCAAAAUUUCUUUAUUCAUUUAGGUACAAUUUGCACACUUAUGAAAGUCAAAUUUGAUGCCAUCGGUUCAAGAGUCUACCAGAAGGCCUUGUCUGAGAAGAACCGGCAAGAAACUCAGCAAGUUUUGUCCUCCCUUUACACUAUCUAUUUUUAUUUAUUUGGAAAGAGUCAUAAUCCACAUCAGGUCUUUAAUAGUUUACUUAAUUUUAAAAGUAUAAAUAAAUAAAAGACCAGUAGUUACUACGAAAUAAAAGAAUAUAUGUAAAAGAUGUGAUCCAUGACGUCUUUCCUUACAAUAUUGUCAAUUUAGAAUAAUAAGUAUACGCUUAAUUAUAUCUUUCUGGAUUUCAGUGGAGAAUCGAGCACAUUCGAAUGUAUCCAAACCUUUUUAUCGUCUAAAUAUUGCUGAACUUUAUAAUGCCUAUGCCUUUUUCAUUAAAAUUUCCUUAACAUGAAGUUUAAAUUUAUGUAAUGGAAGUUCAGUUACAUUAAGUGGAAGUUUAUUAUAUAUUUGUAUACAUUUCCCCAUGAAUGAUUGACUAGUUUUAUGAAGUCUGAAAGUCGGAACAGCAAGUCUAUUUUUACCUCUUGUAUUGACAUUGUGAUAAUCACUAUUCUUUAAAAAGGUAUGCAAGUUUUUGUGGACAUACAUAAUGUUGUCAUAUACAUAUUGCGAGGGAACCGUCAAAAUAUUGAUGUCUUUAAAUAAUUCUCUCAGUGAAUCACGCGGUUUUAAUUUAUAAAUAGCGCGUACGGCUCUCUUUUGUAAUAUAAUAAAAUUAAGGUAAAAAAAACCUUUUUAAAAACAAGAUUUUAUUCAAAUGCGCUAAAAAGAAAAAAGUAAAUUUCAACUAAAUUAGUUAAAGAUAUCUGUUUUUAAAUAGAUUUUCAAAUUUUAGAAGUCCGCCAUAUUGGAUUGAGAGUGACGUCACAUUUUUUUCGAGUUACUCUCAGCAAGCCCUUUAAUUUGAUACCCAUAUUGUAGGAAUGCAUUAAAAAUGAUUGGUCCGCCAUUUUGGGUAUGCCGCCAUAUUGGAUUUAGAAUGACGUCACACUGUUAAUCAUGCAUUGUCAUCCGAAUUGAACGAGCAUACCAAAUUUCAGCUUAAUCGGUUGAGGGCAAGUGCUUUAAAAUUGAGUUGUAAGAUUUGACCGUAACAAACAUACAUAGCAAGUUAAAUAAGAGCUUGUAAAAAUAUCUUGAAUAUCAGCCGCUGUUCCCCAUAGUAACAUACCAUAUGACAUGACACUAUGGAAAUAACCGAAAUAUACAAGCCUUGCCGUCUCGACAUCCGACAGUAAUCUAAUUUUUUUUACAGCAAAAGCAGACGAGCCAAGUCUUCUUGAAAGGGUAGUUAUAUGAGGAUUCCAUUGCAAACGUGAAUCUAAGGUUAUUCCUAAAAAUACUGUUGAGUCAACACAUUGUAUUAUUUCUUCGUUGAUUUUAAUAGUUGUACUUUUAAAUAAUUUUAUUAGGAAAACACGAUUAUGCGUUUAGUUUUAUAAUUAGGUAGCUUAACGUUACAGAAUAAGGAUAAUAUUAUUUAAUUAAUAUUACCUAUUAUUUUUGAGGAUGAUCAACAAGUGUAUUUUCCUUUUAAAGAUUGCUCCGGGUAUAAUUGUAACCUCUGACAUUGUAAAAUCCAAGUUAUGUGUGUGUGCCACAAUCAAAAUGUAAACAGUAAAUGUUUUUGACUUUCUUACACAGCAACGCUUUAAAGUCAGUGGCCUAGAGUUUUUUAAAAUAUAACACAAAGUUUAUUAUUGUUACAGGGAAUUAGAAAAUGUGCAUAGCAAGAACUAGCUUUAUUAAUACAAAUAUAGUAGAUAGGUACUAAAGUCUGCAUUAGGAAUGUGUGCAUUUGUUUCUAUCAAUGUUAACAUUCUUUCUAUUUAUUUGGAAUAAAUUAAUACAUAUGAAUGUGUACGAAUAAUUGAUAUGAAACAUCUAUCACGACAGGACAGACGCAUGGCAACAGUCCAGAGCUUCUAAUUUGAAUUAUAAAUUCGUGGUCUCUAAGAGUUUCGUUGGUCUGGUCUGGAGGCAAAUCGCCUACGGGAUGCUAUGGCUAUCGCUAUCGCUUACCAAUAUAUUUUUCCCUUCGGCAAUUAGAAAUAACAAAACGAAAUCGUAAGCAAUAGCGAUAACCAUAGCAAUACCAUUAGGCGAUUGCUUCCCUGGUCGUCUAUGGUGCUAUAUAUAAAUAUAUUUAUAUCGAAGUCGGGCAAAUAUCGAUAUCCAAUAUAUCGACCACGCUUACGCGAUAUUUUCAGUAUUAUCGAUAUUUUAAGUAUUUUUUUUAGCUCUGUAAUAAGUGCGGAUGCAGUGUUUUUGCAAUAUUGAUUUAUAAUAAUAAAUCGAAGUCAGGCAAACAUCGAUAUCCAAUAUAUCGACCACAUCAACGCGAUUUUUAUCGAUAUUUUCGGUAAAACAAAACUUUUGCUUUGUAAUAAAUUGGCAAAACAAAGGCAAAGCAGGUACAUACCUACCUCUACCCAGAACCAUUAUUUUGCUCAAAAUUAACAUUUACAAACAAAAUAUAUACCAUUUUUUUCGUCUCUCAGUCAGUUAAAAAUUGACAACCCACUCAUAUCAAGUUCCCACCAAAAAGAACUCACUCACUAAGAUUGUAGUGUUCGCUUCGAAAUUAUUAACUAUUUUAAUGCUUAAGACCUUGCAAGUUUAAAACGUUAUAGAGACGGACGUAUAUUCGGACAGCGGAGUAUUAAUAAUAGGGUCCCGUUUUUACCCUUUGGGUAUGGAACAAUAAAAAGUACUUAUUAAUAAAGCCUUAUAUAAUAGUCUCAUUAUUUUCAGACAAAAACGCUCUGAUUUUAUCUGUUCCAAACAUAAAGUUCCGACAGGCUGUUUCGAUAACUAAAUUAAAACAACAUGAUUUUGUGUUGACACUGUAACUAUAUAAUGUUGUGAAGAUAUUUUUACACAAUUUAACGCUGUGUAGAUUUUUUCGCCUGUUUAUCUCCACAGCUAAAAAGUCCCCUUUAACUCAAUCAUACUUAAUCAUCCACGACCUACGGAAUGUUACAUACACUGUGGCUUAUAUAAUUUAUCUGCUUUUAAAUAUGUAUUUUACAUAUAUGAACACACACUUAUAAAUACGAAAAUAUUAAAGGUUAUGUUAUUAAAACUGUUAUAAAUGUCACUGGAUGUGCAUGGCUUGAUAGAGCAACCGGUUUUAAAUAAAUUAUUAAUUCGCAAUCAAGAACAGUUAAUGAGGAUGAACAAACCUCUAUUGUUUUUUUAUAUAGUGAUAUUCACUACGGGAUAUGCAAACUGCGCAGAUUUCUGCACUCUCCCGGACGGAGGUUAUGGUAAAUGCACCCCUGUCAGUGCAUGCCCGUCGGUGAUCAAGCUGAUGCCGAGCGCCAGAAGAAACCCUAAGAUUGCCAACUACUUGCGGAGUUUGCAAUGCGAAUCAAACAGCAACAUGGACGUGGUUAAAGUAUGCUGCUCGGAUUGCUUUACCCCAGAGGGUAAGCAAGGCACCUGUGUACACAUAAGACAAUGUCCAAGUUUAAUGAACCUGCUCCCUGCAAAGCUUGAUUAUGUACUGAAUUCCAACUGUCUUAGUAGCUCUGAAUUUGACGUGUGCUGUGGACCUCCUCCCGCUGCUCCCAGACGGGGUAACUGUCAAAGCCAGCUGACUGCCUUCCCUCCCGACCACGCAACUGAAUGCUGCGGCAUCGAAGCUAACGGUGCAAGCAGAAUUGUCGGCGGCACGUCAACAAAUAUAGACCAAUAUCCUUGGCUUGCGCUCUUAGAAUACAAGUUGAAUAACGAGAUACAGCUCCGCUGCGGAGGCUUUCUUAUAAGUAACAAAUACGUGUUGACUGCGGCUCACUGCACAUCAAAUGACACAAAACCUGUGAGUGUUCGGUUGGGGGAGUAUGACAUAACAAACCCUGGUGAAGACUGUGUGGAUGCGGCAGGCGGCGGUCAAGACUGCACCUCCCCAGCUGUCAGCAUUCCUAUAAAGGAAAUCAUAAAACAUCCUGAAUAUGGCAAAAAACUUCAGAGAAAUGAUAUUGCUCUGAUCAGACUAGACGGAGAGGCGAACUACACAGAUUUUGUUCGACCAAUUUGCCUACCAACAUCAGACGUGUCAACGUCGGCGCAGCUGUCUAAUUUAACAGUACAUGUGGCCGGUUGGGGUAAAAUGUCCGAGAACAUACAAAACAGCGCUUUGAAACAACAUGUCCAUGUACCAAUGGUAGAUAUGCAGAAUUGUCAAAAUGCGUAUAGCGCAAAAAUAAGCCCUACACCGCAGCUGUGGAGUAAGCAACUGUGCGCAGGCGGCAAGCGAGGCAAGGACUCGUGCAACGGCGACAGCGGCGGUCCCCUCAUGCUGGAGACUGAACGCGAGACAGGCCCCAAAGUGUUCACGGCAGAAGGCGUGGUUAGCUUCGGAGCACUCCAUUGCGGACUUGAGGGCGUACCAGGGGUUUAUACGAAAGUACACUCCUACAAUACCUGGAUUCGUCAAAGCAUUAGACCCUGAAGAGUCGACAUGUCGAUAAUGUCUUCUUAUACAUAUUGAUGACGAAUGUCCGACAAAAAAUAAUUAAAUUAUUUUUAAUCUCAUACAGUGUAUUAUUGAUAUUUACCAGAACCACGGUAAUAUUAUCUAUACAGUAUUC